This is a messenger RNA of Cuculus canorus (common cuckoo), 5470 nucleotides long. It is a transcript of the gene USH1G, whose product is annotated as USH1 protein network component sans. The record is from RefSeq and is a predicted model, not a curated record. Gene Ontology annotation, biological process: sensory perception of light stimulus; sensory perception of sound; equilibrioception. Gene Ontology annotation, molecular function: protein binding. The transcript is spliced from 2 exons. Lineage: Eukaryota; Metazoa; Chordata; Aves; Cuculiformes; Cuculidae. The coding region runs from base 2780 to 4189 and encodes 469 amino acids.
GCAAUAGCUGGUUUUGGGGAAGCAGGAGAGAGAUGAAGAGAUAAGGGUUAUUUACCCGGGGAGGGCACGAGGUGACAGCACUGCUCAGCAUGGCACGGACCGCUCGGUCGCAGGGUCACGCUCACCGUGGAGCGAAGCCAUCCCAUCAAACCCAUCUCCCUACAUGCAUGAGAUCUCUUCCCUUGAGAGAAGAUGGUUUAGGUGGUGAAGUUCUUUGCUGAUGGGUUUUGGGCUUGGCUUUCUGCAUAACUGAAUACGAUAAAUAAGGUGCCUCACCCACUUCUAUUCCCAUCACUGUGCUCUGUGCCUGGAAUGUUUUUGAGGUCAAGGAAGACAUUUGUGUCUGUGCAGCUCGGUCCUUUCCCACCUGCGGUGGCAACAAUGAGGAAGGGUUAGCGCUAGAGCAGGGCAGGAUUUGGGGGCUGGAACCCAUCUUCCCCUCUGCUGACGCACAGCCUUUGACUUCUCAGGGUGGGGUCACAUUUCUCUGGCCCUGAGGAGCUUAACUUCUCUCCUUUCAAAAAGAAAGAAGUCACGUUACAGACCGCAGCGAGGAUGGGAUCCGUGUGCUUGGGUGAGGGGAGAGCACUUGCGCAACAUCUCUGGGGUGACCUCGGCGGGGAGACGGGGACGGGGUUUACUCCUCCCGGGAUGCCUCUGGUGGAGACCACGCUCGGAGCCCCGAUCCGUGGCAGGGGUGGAACUGGAUGUGUUUUGAGGUCCCUUCCAGCGCAGCCCCUGCGCGGUUCCCCGUCGGGGGCUGCUGCCCCGGGGCUGUCUGCUGGGCCCCCGGUGCCCUUCCUGCCCGCUCAGCGCCCCUUCCUGCAGCGACCUGAGCUCGCUGGGACGGUGAAGGACACAGCGCGGGCCCUGCGCGGCUCUCUCCGGUGCUGCCACCGGCCGCUGCCCCGGGGAUGCCCUGCGAGGCCUCAGCGCUGGUGGCUCUGCUUCUCCCGGUCUCCUUUCCCAGGGAAAGCCCAGACCCCGCGAGGUGAAGCUGAGCUGGUAAUCGAGGUGCAGAAGCCGGAGGUUCAGAGCCCCCCUGGGCUAAAUACACUGAUUUAUCCUCCCUCUUUUAUCCUUUGCAGCCAACAACAGAGGGAGAGCCUUCCCUGCCGUGGGCCACGCUCCCAGUGCCCGCAGCAUAACAAGCUUAAUUAGUAAUAAUGCAAGAAUCAUUAAAUGCCUUUGGUAAUGAAUUGCAGACAUUACUGCUCUGCUUUCCACCUGGAAGGAUCCCAGCCACAAAUACCUGGAUGCCUGCCGCAUCCCGUCGCCCAGGGAGGCUGAGCGGGUGAGGAUGAAUGUGCCCGACGUGAGUAAACCCGGUGGGAUGCUCCUUCCCCCGUGUCCGCAGGCAGGCGUGAUGCUGCCUCUGUGCCGGUCACCUGGGGGUUAAUCACAGCCUGCGCGGGUGCCCUGGAGCUGCUUUUGGGCCAUCCCGAUGUCUUGGGGCAUCUCUUUUCUCACAAAUCAAACUGUUCUCUGAUUUCCCUCCUCUCUGCUCUUUCCCUUCCAGCCCUCUCUGCUGCUGCCUCACAGUCCUUCCCCGUUUCCCUGCUCCCUUUUCUCCCCACUGGCUGGGUUUGCCUUCUCCAAACCCUGGCUGCCCCACAACUCUGGUGGCCGAGCCAGAGUCCAGCUGGAGAUCUCCAUCCCCAUGGUUGGGAUACACACUGGAGAGGAGCAGGAAAUUCCUCCUCUGGGCACAUCCAGCCCUGGUGCUGCAGACGGCAGAGGGUGCCCGGGAACCAGGAAUCCUGAGCUGGAGGUGUUGCCUGGGGCCAUCCAGAUCCCCAGGGGGAAUUCGGUGUCACAUGAAAGAUCUUGGAAGCUGCGCUCUGCCCCUCAUGGCUGAGCUCCAGGCAGGAGUGGGCUUUGUUUGAGGAGGGUAUUCGGCCUCCGAAGAGGGAGAAGGGGGCGAGGACGGGGAUUUUUCCAGUGUGAGUUGUUUUGGGUUCGCCUGGAUCCCUGCUGUGGUGCAGUUCCCUAGAAAGCAGAGUCCCGUGGGCACGGGUGGGGUAGUUGAGGGACACGGAUGGAGGCUGCGUCUGCUGUUGUCUUCCUAGUGACUUUAGGGAUAUAUAUAUAUAUAUAUAUAUAUAUAUAUAUAUAUUUACCAGGAAAAAACAAGCUGUGAAUGUGCCGGGUAUUGCUCUGAAAUCAGCAGCAGUCCCCAGACUGCCCUCAGCCACCUCCGCGUGGAGCAGGAGCCUCCCUGCGGGUCCCUGCUGCUGCCCCGCUCCCGUGGCGCUGCGAGGGGACACAGCGGGGGCUCAGAUCCAUCAGCCCACGCUUCCUUCUGUGGCCGCUGCCACCCCUCGCUGCGGAUGGGGUAGAUACGGCGAGGGGCGUCGGGCAGGAUACGGCCCAUCAGCCUCUCUGGCAGUCUCUGCGCUCAGGGCACAGGUAGCCCUGGCGAGCGGCAGCUGCGUGGCCCUGUACCCACAGCUCUUGGCUGAGCGCGAUGCAGCGAUGCAGCUUAAUUGGAGCUUUUAAUUGCCGUGGAGCUGGGGCGUGAAGGUUCGCUGCGAGCAGCGCUCGGGGACAGAGGAUGCUUAGGACCCAGGGGAAGUGCUGGAGAGCCUGUCUGGCUGGGCUUGGAGGAGCUCCUGCCUCCCCAGCCAGGACUUCUCAGGUGUCCUGCGACCGUGACUGCGACCGUGACGCUGCGCCAGGCGAGCGGGGCCCUGCCAGCAGCUCCCCGUUCCCCACAUCCAUGCCCAUCCUCUGAGUCCCCCGGGGCACCCAUGCGCCUGCCCAGGGACCACUCCACACCAUGAACGACCAGUACCACCGAGCAGCCCGGGAUGGCUACCUGGACCUCCUGAAGGAAGCCACCAAGAAGGACCUGAACUCACCGGACGAGGAUGGCAUGACCCCAACCCUAUGGGCUGCCUACCACGGCAACCUGGACGCCCUGCGCCUCAUCGUCAGCAGAGGGGGAGAUCCAGACAAAUGUGACAUCUGGGGGAACACCCCUCUCCACCUGGCAGCAGCCAACGGCCACCUGAACUGCCUUUCCUUCCUCAUCUCUUUUGGGGCCAACAUCUGGUGCCUGGACAAUGACUACCACACCCCGCUGGACAUGGCAGCCAUGAAGGGGCACAUGGAGUGUGUGCGCUACCUGGACUCUAUUGCUGCCAAGCAGAGCAGCCUCAACCCCAAGCUGGUGAGCAAACUGAAGGACAAGGCCUUUCGGGAUGCGGAGAGGAGGAUUAAGGACUGCGUGAAGCUGCAGAAGAAGCACCACAAACGAAUGGAGAAGCAGUACAGGAAGGAGAUGUCGGAUAAUUCGGAUACCAUGAGCUUCUCUAGCUAUUCAAGUAGCACCUUAAGCAAAAAGUUCCAACACAUGUCCAUGGUGACUUCCCUGCCAUACUCACAAGCCACCAUCCACGGCACAGCCAAGGGAAAGACGAAAAUACAGAAGAAGCUGGAGAAGAAGAAGCAGGUGGAUGGGACGUUCAAGAUCUAUGAGGAUGGCAGGAAAAGCGUGCGGUCUCUGUCCGGCCUGCAGCUGGGGAACGACGUCAUGUUUGUGAAGCAGGGCACAUAUGCCAGCCCCAAGGAGUGGACUCGGCGUAAUAUCAGAGACAUGUUCCUCACGGAUGAAGACACUGUCUCCCGUGCCAUAAGUGACCCGGGUUUGCACAUGGACUCUGCCCAUUCAGAAGUCAGCACCGACUCUGGCCAUGACUCCUUGUUCAACCGCCCUGGGCUGGGCACCAUGGUGUUCCGGCGCAACUACGUCAGCAGCGGUCUGUUUGGGAUCGGCCGGGAGGACGCUGGAACACUGGGUGAAGACAAUGCAGAUGGGGUAGGUGUCAAACUGCGGAGCCGCCUGCAGCGCUCGCCAAGUCUCAACGAUAGCAUUGGCAGUGCCAACAGCCUGCAGGAGAGGAACGCAGAGGAGCUGCCCUGGGAUGAGGUGGAGCUGGGCUUAGAUGAUGAUGACGAACCCGACACCAGCCCCCUGGAGACUUUUCUGGCUUCCCUGCACAUGUUUGAGUUCAUCUCCGUCUUGAAGAAAGAAAAGAUUGAUUUGGAGGCCCUCAUGCUAUGUUCAGACAAUGACCUCAAGAGCAUCAAUAUCCCAUUGGGCCCAAGGAAAAAGAUUGUGGAUGCCAUCCAGAGGAGACGGCAAACUCUGGAGAAGCCAGAUGUCAUUGUAGACACUGAACUGUAAGUAGGAGAUGGGGCCUCUGAGCGAUUAAACCCUUCAGCAGGUGGAGAUGUGGAUAAUGUAAGCUCUUGUUUUCAACCCGCUUGGAAGAGUAGGAGUCCAGGUAACCUCAGUGCUUUUGUGUGUGGGCAAAUUCCUGCUCGUGUGGAAACGAUGAGAGUUUGGAGAGGUGGCAAUAGUGUGAGUUCAUUACUCAACAGCCCUGAUGUGGCUGGGCAGGACGCAAAGCCCUUGUUUUGUUUCAUAAUCCAUGUGAAUGCAAACUGCUCUGUGGUCUGACUGCUGAGUCCCUGUAGCUGAGAUUUUCAGCCACGCUUUGGCUUGUCUUGACUCUUUGCCUUUGGAAGGUGUUAGGAAAUCAGCCGCAAUUCCUGGUGGGAGCAGGCUGACGGCAGUGCCCGGUGGUACUGGGAAUCCUUCCCGAAAUGCUUGAGAUCCUGCUCAGACCCUUGGUGAUUAUACCUCUGAGUUGGAGCUGUUGCUGGUUCGUGGUGUUUCCAGGGUUUGGUGGGUUUGGUUCAAGGGCCCUGUGCCUGCCAUGGGAAGGCCUUAGUGCAGGUCUGCCACUGUCACAUCCACUGACACUUGAUGCUCUGUGGUGUUUGGGGUCCCCAGCCUCCAAACGCCUGUGUGCUUCUUGCUGGCUUUGCAGGCUCUCGGUGCAGCUCAGUCCUGGAUCCUCAGAGUGCUCACAGGUUUUUCUCUUUCCCUUUGCAGAUAGCAGCAGCAGCAUCCUUUUCUUUUAUUUUUUUGUUAAUGAUCGAGAAACAAACGCAGUUCUAAGUUGCCAGAAAACACAAGCCAGACACUUCCUGGGGCAGCUGAAAGCCACAGCCACCCCCACGGGUCCCUCGGGACUGCCCUCCUGCUCCCUCGCUCUGCUCCUGUCUGUGUGACGCGCGGGUGGGACCUGGUGUGGAGGAACCACUGCUGAGAUCGGAUCAGGCAGCUCCAGCCUCGAAGGGACCACAUCAGCCGCUCGCUGGAGGAACAAGAGCGCUGCCCAGCUGGCUCAGACGCUGCUGGCACAGCCUGGGGGACCACGCGAAGCCAUGAACAGGAGGAGAUACAUGAUGGUAUUUUCCAGGGGACCCAAAAUAAAGAAUUAUACCCAUGCUUUCCCGAGCAACUGGUUGAUUUGGGAGUUGGGCUGGAGGAGCAGGGGAUGGGGAGUCCUGGCCUCUCUCCUAGAUCCUGGCUGCUUUGGUGCAGGGGUUGAUACUGUGGUUUUGGAAGGCAGUUUUGCUUGGUUUGGUUUGGGGUUGGUCAGGUUGAGACGUGCAA